Messenger RNA from Pyricularia pennisetigena, 1128 nucleotides. RefSeq lists its product as uncharacterized. Bases 1 to 1128 code for a protein of 375 amino acids. The record is from RefSeq and is a predicted model, not a curated record. The transcript is spliced from 2 exons. Gene Ontology annotation, molecular function: cysteine synthase activity. Lineage: Eukaryota; Fungi; Ascomycota; Sordariomycetes; Magnaporthales; Pyriculariaceae. Gene Ontology annotation, cellular component: cytoplasm.
AUGCUUCGCCACGGAAUCCGUAGGUUUACAACAAGCUCGAUAAGAGCGGCAGUUGCAGCGGCCGCCGAGCCGACACAGCAUACCAUCAAUGUGUCGAGGGCGCAAGGCGUAGCAAAGGGCCUGACAGGAGCCAUUGGCAACACCCCCCUGAUCAGGUUAAACAAGUUGUCCGAGGAGACGGGCUGUGAGAUCCUGGGCAAGGCCGAGUUCAUGAACCCUGGAGGUUCGGUCAAGGACCGGGCGGCUCUGUACGUGGUCAAGGACGCUGAGGAGCGCGGGCUGCUGCGGCCCGGCGGCACGGUCGUCGAGGGCACGGCCGGCAACACGGGCAUCGGGUUGGCGCACGUCUGCCGCUCCAAGGGCUACAAGCUCGUCAUCUACAUGCCCAACACGCAGUCGCAGGGCAAGAUCGACCUCCUCCGCCUGCUGGGCGCCGAAGUCUACCCGGUCCCCGCCGUGGCCUUUGACAACCCGCAAAACUACAACCACCAGGCCCGCCGGCACGCCGAGCGCCUCGACAACGCCGUCUGGACCAACCAGUUCGACAACACGGCCAACCGCCGCGCCCACAUCGAGACCACGGGCCCCGAGAUCUGGGCCCAGACCGACGGCAAGGUCGACGCCUUCACCUGCGCCACGGGGACGGCCGGCACGCUGGCCGGCGUCACGAGGUUCCUCAAGGACGCCAGCGGCGGCCGCGUCAAGUCGUUCCUGGCCGACCCGCCGGGCUCGGUGCUGCACAGCUACAUUGUGAGCGGCGGCAAGCUCAUCGAGCGGACCGGGUCCAGCAUCACCGAGGGCAUCGGCCAGGGCCGCAUCACCGACAACCUGCAGCCCGACCUGGCGCUGCUCGACGGCGCCCUGCACAUCAGCGACGAGAAGAGCAUUGAGAUGGUCUACCGCUGCCUAGACGAGGAGGGCCUGUACCUCGGCGCCUCGUCGUCGCUCAACGUCGUCGCCGCCAAGGAGGUCGCCGAGAAGCUGGGCAAGGGCCACACCGUCGUCACCAUGCUGUGCGACGGAGCCUACAGGUAUGCCGACCGCCUGUUUUCGAGAAAGUGGCUUGAGGACAAGAAGCUCCUCUCGGCGAUACCCAAGCACUUGGAAAAGUACAUUGUUUUGCCUUAA